CAACCUAUGUCAACUCUUGUGCCUUUGUCUACUGGUGUAUCUCUGGAAGUGCAUGUCUCUCCUCCUCCUCGGAGAGACGAUACCAUUGGAAACAAGCUGGCUGUCUGUCUGCACCCCUGGUCCUGGCUCGGCGGUCGUAUGAAUGACCCGGUUUUGCAUUCGCUCUUGGAGCCUCUCCAUAACGGGGGUUUCCAUGUUGUGCGGUACAACUCUCGAGGGGUAGGCAAAUCCACGGGUUGGUCCUCCUUCACUGGACAAGCAGAGGCAACCGAUCUCACGGCGCUGAUCGAAUGGGCCCGCAGUUCAAUUGGCGAUGUCCGUUCGGUGCUUGUCGUGGGCUACUCGUAUGGGUCGUUAGUAGCCUCACUGCAGCCCGUGCUACCAGACGUUGAGACUGCUCACGUUCUUAUCUCUUAUCCCCUCAGCGUUCGUGGCUGGCUGACAAUGUUUCGGUCGUCGCGCUAUGAUGAAGCACUCGUUGCGCUAGCCCGUGAACCGCGUAGCAAUGUUCUUUUUAUUUUUGGCGACCAUGACAACUUUACGGCGGUUGACAAGUACCGGAGCUGGAAAGAGACCUUGGGUGAACGGGUCGAGUGGGUCGAGGUGAAAAACGGGACUCAUUUCUGGCGGGACGAGGACGGAGAUGAGCUAGCUACGCAAAUCGGCAUCAAAUGUGAUGAUUUCUCAACUUGUUCUCCUUCACUCAUCAUGCCCCUGCCGGAUGAGCGGCCACGAGGGAGUGUAGCGAAUCUCAUCGGGCGGUUCGAGCAACAGAAGAAACGACAGUCGGUGUCACCAAGGAGUAGUAGUGUUGCCUCCAACAUCACAGGCGACUCUGCAAAGGAAGAAGUGAAAGAGAAGCGUGAAUGGCCUCCACGUCAGCCAUCGGGCGACUCUAAAUCACCCCCACCAAUUGUCGCGUCCUCUUCAUGGACUAGAAGGGCUUCCGAAUCGCCAGCAGUCCAACAGAGUAGUUCACCCCCCAUCUCAGUUUCUACCUCACGCAUCUCUCUGUCUCCCCAACCGAUUGCACCACCACCACACAUCGAAACUCAGCCUUUCUCUUCCGAGCCUUCGAUUACGGUCGAUCCCUCCAGUCCAGCUACUCCCCAGCCAGCCACUCCCAAACCAGCUAACCCUAAGCCUGUCGCUGCAGCAAAGACAACUAAAUCACCAGCUAAACCAACUCAUAAACCAGUCGCGGCAACCCCCGUGAAAUCUCAUUCUCCUUCCCCUUCUCAAGUUCUGUCUCCUGCUGCGGCAGCCAGAGCCAAAGCCGCUGCUUCAGCGCCUAAACCUGGCCGGUCGUCAAUGGGAGGUCCUGGUGCACGUGCCAAAACUCCCGUUAAAUCGACUGGAAGCACUGCAUCAACGACGCGUCCCAAAACACCCAGUUCGCUUUAUGCGCCAACGGCAGCAACAUUGGCGCGAGCGCGUAAUUCUCAGGCUGUGCCACCUCCUGCUAAGAAAUUAUCUCUUACUCCCGAAGCCGCUGCUCGUCUGAGUGCGCCAACCGCUGCUUCAAAGGCUCGCAUUGCCGCAGCAGCUGCAGCCAGUCCACCAACUCGCGGAAAACCAGUCACACGAGGGGUCACUCGUGGUACUCCAAAGGCAAAGACACCGGCCUCGACCAGAGUCAAGACGGAAACCACAAAGGCAGCUGUCGAUGCCGCUUCAGCAGGAGAAAUUCCAGACGAAGAAGAGCAUCACGUGGAAGAGAUCCAAGACGAAGAGACACACGAAGUAGAGACUCAUGAGCAAGAGGAGGUCCAUGAAGAAGAGGAGGUCCAUGAACAGGAUGGGGCCCAAGAAGAUGAACAAGUCGAGGACCAAAGUCAUGAAGAAACUGUGGAAGACCAAGAGCCAAUAGAGGCCGACAUAGCUGCUGCUGAUAUUGUCAGUGACGACUCUCAUCCUUCUGAUCAAAGUGCGACGGUCGUCGACUCAAAGGACGAGACUGGGAAUGACUUGGAAGAGAUGGUGCAUAUGCUCGAGGGGAAAACGCGUCCGCUCAGCAUUGCGAGCAUACCUGAUGAUUUAGAUGUCUGA
Molecule: messenger RNA, 2049 nt
Organism: Mycena indigotica
Lineage: Eukaryota; Fungi; Basidiomycota; Agaricomycetes; Agaricales; Mycenaceae
Product: Peptidase-S15 domain-containing protein
Exons: 5
Coding region: 7-2049 (680 amino acids)
Molecular function (GO): hydrolase activity
Source: RefSeq, a predicted model, not a curated record